AUGACGUUUUUAAAACUGUGUGCUGCACAACCACCAGCAUUGUAUCGACAAUACGCUGGUAGAGCAUUCAAAUCACGGUUCCGUUACACCAAUGGAUUCGCAUCGCAAUUGGGACGAAACCAAUCCUCGACACCCCUGCUGCGUACUGCACAACGACCACAACCUACUCAACUCACCAAGUCCAUACAUCCAAAGUCACUACAGCCUAGCUUCGGAGUCGCAACAGCAACAGUGCCACAAGAUGCGCCAUCAAAACCGCUUCCAAGCUAUGUACCACCAACUACCGGUAUCUUGUCGUAUCUGCCACAGAAAUUCGUCCCAUAUGGCGAAUUGAUGAGACUAGACAAGCCUGCUGGAACCUACUAUCUCUUCUUUCCGUGCAUGUUCAGCACACUCCUUGCUGCCACCAUGGCCAUGCCUGUUGCCGCGCCUUCCGCAGUCCUAGGAACGACAGUCCUCUUCUUCACUGGUGCACUCAUCAUGAGAGGAGCUGGAUGUACCAUCAACGAUCUCUGGGACCGUAAUCUCGAUCCACAUGUUGAACGAACGAGAUUACGACCAAUCGCUAGGCGAGCCAUUACUCCUCUGCAAGCUCUUGUCUUCCUUGGUGGACAGCUUACGACCGGUCUUGCUGUGCUUCUUUCUUUUCCAGCUGAAUGCUUCUGGUACGCUACGCCGUCACUUAUACUCGUUACUCUCUAUCCUUUGGCAAAGCGAGUCACGUAUUAUCCACAGUUCGUCCUGGGUCUUACGUUCUCCUGGGGUGCCAUGCUGGGCUUUCCUGCGUUGGGUAUCGAUUUGCUUGCGAACCAAGCGGCUUUGAUCGCAGCUACAUGUUUAUAUGCUAGCAAUGUUGCAUGGACCGUUCUCUACGAUAUGAUAUAUGCCCAUAUGGAUAUCAAAGAUGAUUUCAAGGCUGGCAUUAAGAGCAUCGCGCUCAAGCAUGAGAAGGAAACGAAGCAAGUACUCUCGGGCCUCGCUGUUGUUCAGCUUGGUCUGUUAUCCGCCAUGGGAGUUGCAGCAGGACUCGGGCCAAUCUUUUUCGUUGGCUCAGUUGGUGGUGCAGCCCUCACACUGGGCACUAUGAUUCGCCGAGUCAAGCUGAAAGAGGUUAAGAAUUGCUGGUGGUGGUUUGUCAAUGGCGCAUGGUUCACAGGGGGUGCCAUCAGUCUGGGUCUCGCAGGAGAAUAUGUCGCGCAUCUGCUUGGUUGGUAUGAGGAUGUUGAGAAAAAGGAGGCAGGCAAGAUGCAUAUUAGUGUCUAA
Messenger RNA from Bipolaris zeicola 26-R-13, 1263 nucleotides. RefSeq lists its product as uncharacterized. The coding region runs from base 1 to 1263 and encodes 420 amino acids. Gene Ontology annotation, cellular component: mitochondrial inner membrane. Gene Ontology annotation, molecular function: 4-hydroxybenzoate polyprenyltransferase activity. NCBI's taxonomy places the organism in Eukaryota, Fungi, Ascomycota, Dothideomycetes, Pleosporales, Pleosporaceae. The transcript has a single exon. Gene Ontology annotation, biological process: ubiquinone biosynthetic process. The record is from RefSeq and is a predicted model, not a curated record.